AUGGUCGAGUUUACAGACCUAAGAGAUGCAACGGUUCAUCGACGUCACAUCGAUCAAGUUCACUCCAACGAGACUCCCACUUCGAUUGAAGACCCUGUCGAAGAAACCCAAGAAAACCCACGCUGUGAUACGCCGUCAACAACCACAGAAGAUCGAAGGCAGCAGCCCCCUAUCCCGGGAAUGCCUACCGACGAAAAUACCCCACUGGAACUCCGACGACCAAUCAGAAGAGCAAGCCAAUUUGAAGAAGCUCUCUUGAGGAAGGAGAGUUGUGGUGAUCGAGGCCUAUGUGAUGACAUCUAUCCAGCAGCUGCUCAUUAUAGAUUCUGGACACUUGCGAUCAGUCGAAUUUGUUAG
Molecule: messenger RNA, 357 nt
Organism: Echinostoma caproni
Lineage: Eukaryota; Metazoa; Platyhelminthes; Trematoda; Plagiorchiida; Echinostomatidae
Source: the annotation of a GenBank genome assembly